UGUCCGAUAUUCCAAUGGAUCGAUGCAACAUUCAAUGAAAUUGAUCAGAUUCCAUGCUUGAAUGCCAUGCAAAUGGAACCAUUUUUAAUUGGCAAUCAAUUGUAUGUGGCCGUUGCAAAUUACAUGGACGAACGUCAAAAUAUCGAAACUUAUUCGACCAUUUUUCGCUAUGACUUUGAAACGCGCAAAUUCAAUGUGACACAAAAAUUGAAAACAUUUGGUGCCAUCGACGUGAAACACGUGCACAUCGGCGAUAAUGAUUUUCUUUUCGUGGCCAACUCGUUUCGGGCGCACAAAGGUAUGCAUGCAUCCACGUCAAACGGUGUCGUCUAUCGAUACGAUGAACAAUCGACAUUUGUACCAAUGCAAAUUCUAACCUUUGAUACGGAAGUUACACAAUUUUUACCGUACUUGGGAGAUAAUCAGGAAUUUGUGCUGUUCGUUUCAAUGAAAGAAGGCCCAACAAAGACAUAUCAAUUUGAUGGCUUCACAUUUUAUGAAACACCAGUCACAUUCACCGGUGGCUCACUCGGACGCGGCGUUUCGAAAAUGAGAACACACAAAAUUAAUAAUGAUUUCUGGGUCAUUGUUGUUGCCAAUUCGGAAAUGUAUCGAGAUACAACGAAUUUAUUCCGAGUAAAAUUCACCGUGACGAUGGACUAUGAUUUCAGCAAAGCCUUCGAAAUGUUCGAUAGUUGGUAUAAGAGUGUUGAUGAAAAAUUACGCACGGAUCGAAUUUCGGAAAUUUAUCAUGAGAUUGAAUCAUUGCGACCUCCUCCUGGUUUUGGUGUCAUCAACUUAGAACAGACCAAAGUGAAAGUGAUACAAACAGAUGCGAUUUCAAGUGCAUCGAUUCCAAUUGAUUUCGUCGAGUUAAAACGGGCUAUGCAACGAGCUGAUGAGAUAGUCACAAAGGAUGUUGUGCGACGUCCGAAGCGUUUAAAUGAUUCAAUGCUUCAGAAUGAUAUGAAUUCAUCGCAAAUUGAUAUCGACUUUGAAGCCCAAGAGAUGCCAACCACAUUGACCAUAAAUGAGCUAACCGUUUCAGAGAGUUUCUUGGCCGAAUCCAUCAAUGGGCAUAAGUUCAGUGAUUUGGUUUGUGAAGAUUCCGAUUUGGUGUUGUACAAUUUCACUGUUGAAAAAUUAGUGAUUAAUGAUGCGGCAAAUGUUGAAGCGAUCGAAAAGAAGCUGUUGGAAAGUGAUGAGCGUGUAAAGAGAGAUACAUCAAGUGAUCCAUCGACCGAGCCGCUCAAUUUGUAUAAUGUCAUCGUUGAAGGUCAUGUGAAUGGUGUCAAUUUCAGUUACUUUGUGGAAAAUGUACUUAGAACAAAUGGCGAUCAACGUCUUGAGGCUCCAGUCAAUUUUGGCCGACUGCGCGCAAAAUCGAUUCAAGCAACUGAUGGAAAAAUCUCCAAUGUUGAUCUAGCAUCAAUUGCACGGAUCAAUGCGAAUGAAACGGUGAUUCUGUCACCGAUUCGAUUCACACAAGGUAUUCAAGUGGAUAAACUCUCAAUCUUGGAGCGUGUGAACCAAAUUGCCAUUAAGGGGGGUAAAUUGGAUGCUUUAUUGAAACGGAGUCGCGAGCCACAAGUGUUAACUGGGCAAAAGAUAUUCGAAUCAAUUAUACUGCUUGAACCGAUCACAUUGCAGGGCAAAAUUAAUAUUUCCAGUUCGGUGCUGAGCAAAAUGAAACCCAUCGUUACGGUCAAUGAGGAUUUGUUCAUCGAAGAUGCGGUAUCAUUCAUUGGAAAUGUUUCAAUCAAAAAUCUAUUGAGCAUCGGAAAUAUGUUUGGUCAAAGCUUACGAUACAAUGCCGAACAGGUGUUGGCCGAUGGAUUGAAACUGGAUGAACCAGUCAAUGUUCCCUUGGAAUUUUUGCAACCACUGCGAAUUGACGAUAUUCAAAAUCCAACACGAAUUAAUAACGUUCCCAUUAGCAGUUUGCUCCUACGCAAUGUGACCGAUGUGCAAAAAGUGAGCGCUCCGAAAACAUUCACCUCCGAUUUAUCGGUCGAGGGUGGAAAUUGCGAUGCAAAUGAAAUUAAUGGCAUUAAUUUGCAAAUAUUGAACAACACAAUGCUCAAACGUUCGGCCAAAAAUCAAAUCGUCACCGGCACCAUUCGCUUUGAACGAAUCACCGCCCGAAAGGUUAAAUCCGAUAAGUUAGUCAUCGGCAAAACACCGUUUGAUCGCCUGUUGACAAAAGGUACGGACCAAAACAUCACCGGAAAUGUCACAAUCGAUGGUAGCAUUAUAAUGAACAAUUCCGAAUUGGAAAUCGAUCAUUUGUUCACGCAAAAUGCCAUUUUUGGUGUUGAUUUGAAGGAAUUGUUGGAUGAUUCAUUCUUUUAUUCGCCAAAUGAUAGUAUUGUUCUGACAACUGACAAAACAUUCGAACACCUAACCAUUGGUCAAUUGGUGGUUGAGGAUGAUGAUUUUUGGCAAGUUGGCCACACAACUGGAGAGAUCACCAAGAGUCUGGAAGAGCUAUCAAAAGGUAUCCGAAUCAAAGGCCCAGUCACAUUUGCUUCUACUUUCAAUAUCACAAAUCUCACGGUAACUGAUUCCAUAAAUGAUAUACCGAGCUCGAGUUUUGGUCAACAAUGGCUACUCUCCGAAGGAAAACAGACAUUUGUGGUGCCACAAAAUUUCACUGAUGUAACAUUCAAUGAUAACCUCCAAUUGUAUGGGCUUUUAAAUGGCAACGAUAUUGAUCAGCUGUUCGAUGAUACAGUAAACAAAAGCGAACCAGUUGCACUAAAACGCGUUAUAUUUGAUAAUGCCAUUUUCGACAAAUCGCUAAACAUUGGCGCCAAAUUAUCGGGCAUUCAAAUUCCGGACGAUUUGAUUCUUAGCUACUCAGACACCUUACAAAAUUUCAAUGAACCAUUGAGUUUUGCAUCGGAUGUGGAAAUAGUUGGAACACUUUCAAUAUCCGAAACACUGAACGGGUUUAGCCAUGCAUUAAUCUGUGAAUUGCUUGAACCAAGACCGGACAGCUCGCAGAAUUUAACGAUUGAAGGUGAUGUCAUUUUUGCAACUGAUCCAACGAUUGAAUAUCUCAAUUCGGAGUCGUUCCAGUAUAUGUUGCUGACCACCUGGUUUCGAAGUGAUCAAUACGUAAAUUUUUCGGCAGGUGUACAUUUUAGCAGUGCUGCUUUUGAGAAGCCAAUCACAGUCGCGGGUUUAAUCAAUGACAUUGAUUUGCACGAUUUACGAAGCCGAUACUUGAGCAUGAAUAAACCACAAAAAGUGUCCACUCCACUGCGGUUCCAUGGUCGUGUCCACUUUAUGGAUUCGGUAACAGUUGAAACACUUUCACUGGGCGGACUUAUCAAAGUUCCGCAGAGCGAUAUCACAUUGAAUAUCACGGACUUCGAUCAGAAUGUGUUAAAAAAUACGAAGGAUACACAAUUCAUUCGAGGCCGUUGGACGGUGAACGAGAUCCGAUUUUUGGGCAGUUUGAGUGCAACCACGGUGAAUGGAUUGAAUUUUGCGGCAGAUGUAGCACGUGUAGAUCGGCCCGAACUCAAUAUAAUACGGGCAACAAAACGAUUCCGAUCGCUACAAAUCGAUCGUCUCGAGUGUCGGGAUAGUUGUACUGUUCAAGGAGUUGACAUGGACGAUUGGAUAAGCCGGGCAGCUAUGAUCGGUUUAAAUCAUACCAUUCAAGGCACCGUUUAUGCACAAAAUCCCAUUUUAUCAUACAUUGAAGCAUCAGGUUUGGUCAAUAACAUGACAAUCAAUUCACAAACAGUGCUCUUGAAGAAAACACCACAAACUCUCAAGGGUCCGCUUAUUAUCGGAAAUCGCUCACGAAUCGAUUCAAUUAAUUCACUUACAUUCGACAAUUUGUAUGUGAAUUUCAUCAAUGACAAGAAUCUGACGGAUUUCUUUGGGAAUUUGGUGAAAAAAGAUGGUCGUGGCAAUGAUGUGGGUAACAUUUUCUCCGAUUUGGAAUUUUCCGAUCGUGUGAAUUUCGACAAUCUUAACAUAUUGGGUCUAUUGAAUGGCAUAAAUGUCAACGAAAUCAUGUCACAAGAUCAUUUUGUCUAUGGUGACCAGUAUCGAACGGCUGCCAACGAACUCGAUACACUGGUCGAUAAACUGGUCCGCCGGGAACGAUUCAAACACUUUAAACGUUUUGCGGUGCGUACAACAUUUUCACUUGACAUCCAAGGCCUGCAAAAACUAUUCGGAUACGACUUUCAAUUUGUUGCACUCAACAAUUCUAACAUUCAGCUUUAUACAUGGAACGUUACCACGAAAACCUUGGACGGAAAUAACAUACCGUUAGCCUUGCCGGAAAAUAUGGUUAUCAUUGAUCUAACUGUGCUUCCCGCUGACCCGAUGCACUUUCUCGUUAUACAAAUGAAAAAUCUAUACAAUGGCCAGUUUGUACGCCAAUUUUAUGAUUAUAGAAAUGGUUUGGAGCGGGCUCAAGUCGUUCAUGAAAUUGUCACGGACACCGAAACAACCAUUGAACCAUUUAAUUUGGAUGCACGUCAUUGUUUCAUUCAAUAUAGAAAGUUUAAUGCUACUCAAUUCGAUGUGCAAUGCAUGGACGUUGUUGCAGAUAGCGAAAGUAAACAGCAACAACAACUGAUGAAAGUGCAUCAAAUUGAUGUAAAAAAAACGAGUGAAAUUUAUAAAAUUGCCAGCGGAUACGCAAAUGCAAUAAUUUUAUGGUAUAUUAACGGUGAAAUCGAAAGUCGUUGGUAUGACACGCAAAAUCGAAAGGCCGACUCAUGUAUUCGUCUAUUCACCAAUGUAACGGCGGUAGCGGUAAAACAAUUUGAUAAAAAUAAAUUUGUCACCGUUUGUUGGCAUUCAAAUCCAAUCGAUGGUCGAGCCGAUACAAUCCGGGGAUUUGCCAGCGUUUAUCGCACUGAGGGAUCACAUCUUGAGCAUUACUCAGACAUUGAGUUUUCAGAUUCAGUCAUUUUGCAGUGUGAACUGACGAAAUUUUCAGCGGCUCAGACGAUUUUAGUGAUUGCCGUUCGAACGGCAAUGGGAGAAAUGCUGCAAAUUUAUCAAGAUAAAGGUGUUAAUGGUUUCCAGCCGCUGAAAGAGCACGUUAUUCGAUUGAAAGUACCAGUUCCAUAUAACUUCAUCAAUCACAUUGUACCCGAAAAACGAUUUUCAUUAAUCGAAUCCGAAGAUGACAUUUUAAGCUUUAUCACUGUGUACUCGAUGUAUGGCGUGGGCUUCUUCGAAUGCAUUUAUGUGUAAAAUAUUCGGGUGUCAAUCAAAAUUUUUGAUUUUUCUUCAUUUGUUUUGAAAAUUAUUUUAAAAAUUUCUUAUUCAUUUACAUUUUUUUGCUAAUUAGAGUGGAAAGUAAUUUAUAUUGAUGUAUAUUUUAGCCAAUUCAUACAUUUACUAAUAGAAAAUAGGGGGAGAAUUUUUGUUUCCGAAUUCGAUAUGUUUCAAACAUACAAAAUAUUUAGAAAAUUGUUGUGAUAUAUAAUUUAUUAGUGGAAAAAGAGAUUAAAAGCCACGUUAAGAAGAAUGUUUA
Messenger RNA from Sitodiplosis mosellana (orange wheat blossom midge), 5515 nucleotides. RefSeq lists its product as uncharacterized. NCBI's taxonomy places the organism in Eukaryota, Metazoa, Arthropoda, Insecta, Diptera, Cecidomyiidae. Bases 67 to 5232 code for a protein of 1721 amino acids. Gene Ontology annotation, biological process: signal transduction. The record is from RefSeq and is a predicted model, not a curated record. The transcript is spliced from 15 exons.